Saccharomycodes ludwigii is the source of this 654-nucleotide messenger RNA. RefSeq names its product Csm1p (gene CSM1). Gene Ontology annotation, cellular component: nucleolus; mitotic spindle; chromosome, centromeric core domain. Bases 1 to 654 code for a protein of 217 amino acids. The record is from RefSeq and is a predicted model, not a curated record. The transcript has a single exon. Gene Ontology annotation, molecular function: microtubule site clamp; protein binding. Gene Ontology annotation, biological process: homologous chromosome segregation; attachment of mitotic spindle microtubules to kinetochore; meiotic sister chromatid segregation. Lineage: Eukaryota; Fungi; Ascomycota; Saccharomycetes; Saccharomycodales; Saccharomycodaceae.
AUGAGUCUCGCUCACGCUAAUAGCAACAAUAAUACUACUGACUCUAACCAAAUAAAUGAUAUAAACGAUCAUAACGAUAUAUUGUACAAGUAUAAACAAUCUGUUCAGAAAAGACUAGAUUCAGGUGAUCUAUUAAUUUCUAAAUUAAUACACGAAAACACACUAUUAAAACAACAGUUGGAUAAUAAACAACAAGAAAUAGAUAUACUACAGGAUAAAAUAGUUAAACUAGACGAAAUAUGCCAAAAUCUAAAUCGUGGUAAUUUGAAAUGUAAAGAAGAUAUAGAGAUUAUUAAAGAUUUUUUUGAACACUUGUGUAAAGUGAGAGUACACGAGUAUAAUGAGGAUGAUCAAGGCCUAUGGUUUGAUAUUAGUCAGGAAUGUGGAGUUAUUGCAAAUAAUGAUACUCUGAUAAUGGACUAUAAACUAGGUUUUAUCAAAUCAUCUGCAAAAAAGAAUGAAAAAGAUGAACAACCUUCUAAUAACACAGAGGUAAUUUAUAUACCCUUAUUAAAGCAGCGGUCCUUAAAAGAGUUGAAGUUAUUGCAAGAGCUGUUACCCACAUAUAUGUUUGACACUUUAAGUUUCCCGUUGAAGUCUUUAUAUCAAUUUUUCAAUAAAUUGAACAAAUCGUUGAAUAAAAAAAAAAAGUGA